This is a messenger RNA of Microcebus murinus (gray mouse lemur), 1366 nucleotides long. It is a transcript of the gene RAB25, whose product is annotated as RAB25, member RAS oncogene family. The record is from RefSeq and is a predicted model, not a curated record. NCBI's taxonomy places the organism in Eukaryota, Metazoa, Chordata, Mammalia, Primates, Cheirogaleidae. Gene Ontology annotation, molecular function: GTPase activity; GTP binding.
GGGGAAACUCGGUAGUGGUGGGGCUUCUCCUCCACAGAUCCCGGGAGCCCAGCAAAUGCACAGUCGGCCUACAGCAGGCUCUCUCCAAAGGUCUCGUCCCUGUCAUCCUAGCUUCCCUCCAACCCACUCCCCCAUGGAGCUGGCUCUCCCGCUUGUGGGAGCCCAGGCUGAGAGCAAACACUCAACCUGUCUAACCUGUCUGACGUCAUCAUCUCUCCACCCACCUGGGGCCCAGGUAACCAGCCGGCUGCUCUUCCUGUUCUCAGCUUCCGUCCUCUCAGCUUCCUUACAGCACCCCCACUUGCCAGAGCUGAGCCUCGUUAGGCCCUGCCUAGCCUUGCGUUGGCCCUCAAUCCCUCUGGCUGCAGAAGUCUCCUUACCCCCAAUGAGAGGCGGUGCAGGUCCAGGUCUCUUGAGAGCUGAGGGUUGAGGGCUUUGAGACAGCACACAGACUUGUCACCUCUGCCCCUGAAGACACUUGCACCUUCCAUGCGGAGCCAAAAUGGGGAAUGGAACCGAGGAAGAUUAUAACUUUGUCUUCAAGGUGGUGCUGAUUGGCGAAUCAGGCGUGGGGAAGACCAACCUGCUAUCCCGAUUCACGCGCAAUGAGUUCAACCAUGACAGCCGCACCACCAUCGGGGUUGAGUUCUCCACCCGCACUGUGAUGCUGGGCACCGCUGCAGUCAAGGCUCAGAUCUGGGACACAGCUGGCCUGGAGCGGUACCGAGCCAUCACCUCGGCGUACUAUCGUGGUGGAGUGGGGGCCCUCCUGGUAUUUGACCUAACCAAGCACCAGACCUAUGCAGUGGUGGAGCGCUGGCUGAAGGAGCUCUAUGAUCAUGCCGAAGCCACUAUUGUCGUCAUGCUUGUGGGUAACAAGAGUGACCUCAGCCAGGCCCGGGAGGUGCCCACUGAGGAGGCCCGCAUGUUCGCUGAAAACAAUGGUCUGCUCUUCCUGGAAACCUCAGCCCUGGACUCCACCAAUGUUGAGCUGGCCUUUGAGACUGUCCUCAAAGAGAUCUUUGCGAAGGUGUCCAAGCAGAGACAGAACAGCACCCGGACCAAUGCCAUCACGUUGGGCAGUGCCCAGGCUGGGCAGGCCUGGCUCUGGAGAGAAAAGGGCCUGUUGCAUCAGCCUCUGACCUUGGCCAGCACCAACCCUGCCCCCACUGGCUUUCUGGUGCCCCUCGUCCCCACCCCAGCUCUAGGACCCUACCCUGCCCUUUGGUUCCAGAUGUGAGAGUGUCUGGUUCCCUGUUCACAGCCCCUAGAGCCUUAAGGUCUUCAUGCCCCACCACACAUAUCUCUAUUAUCUUUCCACCCUUCACAGAUGAGGACCCUCAAAUAAAGCUGUGUUUUGUAUUAA